Molecule: messenger RNA, 1140 nt
Organism: Oikopleura dioica
Lineage: Eukaryota; Metazoa; Chordata; Appendicularia; Copelata; Oikopleuridae
Source: the annotation of a GenBank genome assembly
AUGGAGUCUCCAAAUGCUCUCUGGGUCGAAUACCUCCUCCAGCUCAAAAAGGACGCUGAAGAGAAAGGAAACAAAAACUUCGCCUCGACCUACACAAAAUGCUUGAGGAGCAUAAAGAAGUACCCGAUUCCGUUCAUGACGGCGAAAGAGCUGGUCGUUUUGGACGGUUUUGGCGACAAGAUUUGCGCCGAAGUUGACGAGUUGCACAGACAGUUUGCUGAGGAACAUAAAAUAUCGAAAGCAAAGCUUGCCCAGAUCGUUGGGGACAUCCCCCAGUCAUGGGUCGACGUCCAUGAUAAUUUACUCCAGCCACCCGCACCCAAGCGAGCCCCAAAGAAGUUCACCGCCCCAAAAGACCUUGUCGGGCCAACCCAGCCCAUGACCCAGAAUUUCACUCAGCCAACCCAUUCGAACUCUGGGUCUAAGGGUAUUUUUGGUCCAGAAGUAACACUUGUUGUGGAUAAUCGCGAAAUAAGUGGCGUUGGACGUGGGAAAAAGAAGCUCAAGGAAAUGCUUGAGAAGAUUCCACAGAAUGAGUUUAUUUUCAAUCACAGAACACUAGCAAUUUCGGAUUUCUGCUUUUGCCGCGGGGAUGUUGUAACUAUCAUGCUUGAAAGAAAGCGAAUCGAUGAUCUCGCCGCAUCGAUCAAAGACAACAGAUAUAAAGACCAGAAAAAAAGGCUGAAUCAAACUGCCACUUACACUCCCUUUUUCCUCAUUGAAUACAAGCGCCACACAGGUCACAUGCCUUUUUCGACUGUCACCCAAGGCAUCGCCAACAUCGCUUUCUACAAUCACUUCAAGCUUGUGUUUACAGAAUCAAUGACAGAAACUUGCGCCAUGCUCCGCGAAAUGGCAAAACACAUCAAAAAUUUCAAAGAGUCACAGAAAGAUGACAUCGCUCUUGGGGAACUGCAGGCUGCUGCUGAACGUAGAAAGCCUCAUACAAAGCAUGAGCAGAUGAUCAAUCUAUUCCAGUGCUUCCAUGGCAUGACCCUCUCCAAAGCAGUCAAACUCGCUGAGGACGUCGGGCACCUUCACAACCUGAAACACGGCAUCGAAGGAGUCGUCCGCGACAAGAAUUAUCUCACUCCCGCGAUGAAAAAGCAACUCACCAUAUUUUUCAAAGCUCACUAUUAG